AUGUCCACUUCAGAAGAUUUCGGAUCUGCCUCAUCUUUAAUUCCCUCCGAAGUUUCCCGUGUUACUAUGCAAAAUACCACACAUUGGUUGGAUCAAUCGAGAGCAACAUCCUCAACCAUGUUAAUCAUAUUGUGGAAGCGCCCCGCUGAAAACAAAUAUGAAGCUCUUAAAUGUUCCAUAUUAGAUGAGUUUAUUGAAUCGGAAGAGAAAAGACUGCGUCAACUUCUGGAAAACGUAAGUGUUGGCGAUAAAAAACAAUCCACACUUCUACGUGAAAUGCGUACGCUGGCUUCUGCCAAAGUUUCGGAAGAAUUGCUCAUGACAUUAUGGAUUCAACGUCUUCCAUCUACGACAAAAGCUAUUUUAUCGGUUAGUAAUGAUACAAUUGAUAAACUAUGUUUAAUAGCCGAUAAGAUCCAUGACCAGAAUGAUUCGGCAAUAUCAAUCAGCGCUGUUUCUGCAGAUAAUGAUGAAAGAAUUUCUAACCUUGAAAAUACAAUUCAAGAGAUAUUUUCCAAAUUAGAUGCACUUUCAAUCGGUAAUCGUCGCCGCAAUAGAAGUUCUUCGAGAAAUUUGCCAAGAAAUCGAACUCGUUCUCCUUCUGAAAAAACAUUUUGUUGUUAUCAUCAUAGAUUUGGUUCUAGAGCUACAAAAUGUCGCCCACCAUGUUCAUUAAAAUCAUCGGAAAAUAACUAG
Lucilia sericata (common green bottle fly) is the source of this 696-nucleotide messenger RNA. RefSeq lists its product as uncharacterized. NCBI's taxonomy places the organism in Eukaryota, Metazoa, Arthropoda, Insecta, Diptera, Calliphoridae. The record is from RefSeq and is a predicted model, not a curated record. Bases 1 to 696 code for a protein of 231 amino acids. The transcript has 2 exons.